This is a messenger RNA of Benincasa hispida (wax gourd), 486 nucleotides long. Lineage: Eukaryota; Viridiplantae; Streptophyta; Magnoliopsida; Cucurbitales; Cucurbitaceae. The record is from RefSeq and is a predicted model, not a curated record.
AUGAGUCCGCAAGAGGAAUCAAAGGAUUGUCCAAAGAAGUCAAACAAAAUCAGAGAGAUUGUAAGGCUUCAACAAAUAGUGAAGAAGUGGAAGAGAUUAGCAAAUGGUGAAAAAAGCAGCAGCAACAAAAGUAAAUUGUUAAAGAUAAGUGGGGUUUGGUUAACGGACGUUGUUCCAAAAGGGUAUUUGGCAGUGUGUGUGGGGAAAGAGCUUAAGAGAUUUGUAAUUCCCACCCAUUACCUCACCCACCAAGCAUUCAGAAUAUUGCUGCAGGAAGCUGAGGAAGAAUUUGGUUUUCACCAACAAGGUGUUCUUCAGAUUCCAUGUCAUGUCUCUGUUUUUGAAGAUAUUCUCAACACUGUCCAACAACAAAACCACAACCAAUUCGCUCCUUCAGAUAAUGAAAUCAUUGGAUUCUUUUGCUCUCCUGAUUGCAACUUAACUCAUCAUCAUCCUCCUCCUCGAAUCUGUACAUUACUUUCAUGA